GGCUGAGUCUCUUGGGCAUACUGUACUUGGGUGGCGCAUGGUCCCCACCGAUAACUCAGGAUUGGGCAAAUCUGCUUUGCAGACAGAACCUGUUAUUGAGCAAGUGUUUCUUACACCUACGCCUCGGUCAAAAGCUGAUUUUGAGCAACAGAUGUAUAUAUUAAGGAGGGUUUCAAUGGUAGCUAUUCGAGCUGCACUAAACCUCCAACAUGGUGGUGUGAGGGACUUCUACAUAUGUUCUCUUUCCUCAAGGUUUGUUUGCUGACUGUUGUCUACAAGGGUCAGCUGAAGCCCAAUCAAUUGAAGGAGUACUACUAUGCAGAUCUUGGCACUGAAAGGUUUACAAGCUACAUGGCCCUGAUACACUCUAGGUUCUCAACUAACACAUUUCCGAGCUGGGAUCGUGCUCAGCCUAUGCGUGUCUUGGGCCAUAAUGGGGAAAUUAACACACUGCGGGGAAAUGUAAAUUGGAUGAAGGCACGUGAGGGUCUUCUAAAGUGCAAGGAACUAGGCUUGUCAAAGAAUGAGAUGAAGAAGCUUCUACCCAUUGUAGAUGCCAGCUCAUCUGAUUCAGGAGCUUUUGAUGGUGUUCUUGAGCUUUUAGUUCGAGCUGGUAGAAGUCUCCCCGAAGCUGUAAUGAUGAUGAUACCUGAAGCCUGGCAAAACGAUCAGAAUAUGGAUCCUCAUCGCAAGGCCUUAUAUGAAUAUUUCUCUGCACUUAUGGAACCAUGGGAUGGGCCUGCUCUAAUAUCAUUUACUGAUGGCCGCUACCUUGGAGCUACGUUGGAUCGAAAUGGAUUACGUCCAGGUCGUUUUUAUAUUACACAUAGUGGACGAGUAAUAAUGGCAAGUGAAGUUGGAGUAGUGGAUAUUCCACCUGAAGAUGUUUGUAGGAAAGGAAGACUUAAUCCUGGCAUGAUGCUUCUGGUUGAUUUUGAGAAGCAUGUCGUUGUAGAUGAUGAAGCCUUGAAGCAGCAGUAUUCACUGGCAAGACCUUAUGGGGAGUGGCUUGAAAGGCAAAAGAUAAAACUGAAGGACAUAGUUGAAUCAGUUCAGGAAUCUGAGAGGGUCUCUCCACCCAUAGCAGGAGUUGUGUCAGCCUCUAAUGAUGAUGACAACAUGGAAAAUAUGGGAAUUCAUGGUUUAUUGGCUCCAUUGAAGGCUUUUGGUUACACUGUCGAAGCUUUGGAGAUGUUAUUACUACCCAUGGCAAAAGAUGGUGUUGAGGCCCUUGGUUCGAUGGGAAAUGAUGCUCCUUUGGCUGUGAUGUCUGACCGAGAGAAACUCACAUUUGAGUAUUUCAAGCAAAUGUUUGCUCAAGUUACAAAUCCUCCGAUUGAUCCUAUCCGAGAGAAGAUAGUUACCUCCAUGGAGUGCAUGAUUGGUCCAGAAGGUGAUCUUACAGAGACUACAGAAGACCAAUGUCAUCGUCUCUCACUUAAAGGGCCUCUUUUGUCAAUAGAUGAAAUGGAAGCAAUUAAGAAGAUGAACUACCGAGGCUGGCGCUGCAAAGUUCUUGAUACUACUUAUGCAAAAGACCGUGGCAGGAAGGGUUUGGAGGAGACCUUGGAUAGGAUCUGUUCUGAAGCACACGAUGCAAUUAAGUGGGGUUAUACAACAUUGGUGCUUUCUGACAGAGCCUUCUCAUCGAAGCGUGUCGCCGUCAGCUCGCUCUUGGCUGUUGGUGCUGUUCAUCAUCAUCUAGUUAAAAAACUUGAACGAACCCGAGUUGCAUUGGUUGUUGAAUCUGCUGAGCCCCGUGAAGUGCAUCAUUUCUGUACACUGGUUGGAUUUGGUGCAGAUGCUAUCUGCCCAUAUUUGGCCAUAGAAGCCAUUUUGAGACUGCAGGUUGAUGGAAAGAUCCCACCCAAAGCAGGUGGAGAGUUCCAAUCUAAGGAUGAACUGAUCAAGAAGUACUUCAAAGCAAGCAACUAUGGAAUGAUGAAAGUUCUUGCCAAAAUGGGGAUAUCAACUCUAGCUUCUUACAAGGGUGCUCAGAUUUUUGAGGCCGUGGGUCUGUCAUCAGAAGUUAUGGAGAAAUGCUUUAUGGGAACCCCAAGCAGAGUUGAGGGUGCAACGUUUGAGGCACUUGCCCAUGAUGCGCUUCAGCUGCAUGAGCUGGCAUUUCCAACACGGGUCUUCCCUCCUGGAAGUGCGGAGGCUGUAGCACUGCCAAAUCCUGGAGAUUAUCACUGGAGGAAAGGUGGCGAGGUUCACCUGAAUGAUCCUCUUGCUAUAGCAAAGCUGCAAGAUGCUGCCAGAUCCAACAGUGUGGCUGCCUACAAGGAGUAUUCUAAGCGUAUACAGGACCUAAAUAAAUCAUGCAAUUUGCGGGGACUUUUGAAAUUUAAAGAUGCAGAUGUGAAGAUACCUUUGGAGGACGUGGAACCUGCUAGUGAGAUUGUUAAAAGGUUUUGUACUGGGGCCAUGAGUUAUGGUUCAAUAUCACUGGAGGCGCACACCACCCUUGCCACUGCAAUGAACAAAAUUGGUGGGAAGUCAAACACAGGUGAGGGGGGUGAGCAACCAUCUCGUAUGGAGCCUCUUCCAGAUGGUUCAAUGAAUCCAAAAAGGAGUGCAAUUAAGCAGGUUGCAAGUGGUAGAUUUGGAGUUUCAAGUUAUUACCUUACAAAUGCUAAUGAGCUACAAAUAAAAAUGGCCCAGGGUGCUAAGCCUGGUGAAGGUGGUGAACUUCCUGGCCACAAGGUCAUUGGUGAUAUUGCUGUUACUAGGAAUUCUACGGCUGGGGUGGGACUUAUCAGUCCUCCACCCCAUCAUGACAUAUAUUCAAUUGAAGACCUUGCCCAGUUGAUUCACGAUCUUAAGAAUGCAAAUCCAGAAGCUCGAGUAAGUGUGAAAUUGGUUUCUGAAGCUGGGGUGGGAGUAAUUGCUAGUGGAGUUGUGAAAGGGCAUGCUGAUCAUGUCUUGAUCUCCGGUCAUGAUGGAGGUACAGGGGCUUCUCGAUGGACUGGCAUCAAGAGUGCUGGGCUCCCAUGGGAACUUGGUCUUGCGGAGACCCACCAAACUCUUGUUGCUAAUGACCUUCGUGGCCGAACAGUUCUUCAGACAGAUGGCCAACUGAAAACUGGGAGAGACGUGGCCAUUGCUGCUCUUCUUGGCGCAGAGGAGUUUGGUUUCAGCACUGCUCCUCUCAUAACACUUGGCUGCAUCAUGAUGCGGAAGUGCCACAAAAACACUUGUCCGGUUGGUAUUGCCACCCAAGAUCCAGUUCUCCGAGAAAAGUUUUCUGGAGAACCUGAACAUGUCAUUAAUUUCUUCUUCAUGCUAGCGGAGGAGUUGAGGGAGAUUAUGUCUCAGCUUGGGUUUCAAACAAUCAAGGAAAUGGUAGGUCGCGCUGAUAUGCUUGAACUGGAUAAAGAUUUAAUCAAGAACAACGAGAAGCUAAAAAAUAUUGAUCUCUCCCUGUUACUUCGACCUGCUGCUGACAUUCGGUCAGAAGCUGCCCAGUAUUGUGUACAGAAACAGGAUCACGGUUUGGACAUGGCUUUGGAUAAAAAACUAAUAGCUUUGUCCAAAGCUGCUUUAGAUAAAGGUCUUCCUGUAUACGUUGAAACACCAAUAUGUAAUAUAAAUCGUGCAGUUGGAACAAUGCUCAGCCAUGAAGUGACAAAGCGCUACCACAUGGCGGGGCUUCCUGCAGAUACCAUCCACAUCAAGCUCAGUGGGAGUGCAGGCCAGAGCCUUGGAGCUUUUCUUUGCCCUGGAAUCAAGUUGGAGCUUGAAGGUGACAGCAAUGACUAUGUUGGGAAAGGAUUAUCAGGUGGCAACAUUGUUGUUUAUCCUCCAAAAGGUAGCCAGUUUGACCCAAAGGAGAACAUUGUGAUAGGCAAUGUGGCUCUCUAUGGGGCAACGAGUGGAGAAGCUUAUUUUAAUGGGAUGGCGGCAGAAAGAUUUUGUGUCCGAAAUUCAGGGGCUAAAGCAGUUGUAGAAGGUGUGGGUGAUCAUGGAUGUGAGUAUAUGACUGGUGGGACUGUUGUUGUGCUCGGAAAAACUGGGAGGAACUUUGCUGCUGGCAUGAGUGGGGGCACUGCCUAUGUUCUUGAUGUGGAUUCCAAAUUCCGAUCUCGAUGCAACCCUGAGCUGGUGGAUCUUGAUAAAGUUGAAGAAGAAGAUGAUAUUAUGACUCUCAGAAUGAUGAUACAGCAGCAUCAGCGUCACACAAACAGCCAACUAGCCAAAGAAGUGCUAGCUGACUUCCACAAUCUUUUACCUAAAUUUAUUAAAGUAUUCCCCAGGGAUUACAAACGAAUUCUUGCAAGCAUGAGAGAAGAGGAAACUGCCAAAGCGUCUGCGAAAAUGGAAGCUAAAGAAGCUGAAGAGCAAGAGGAGGCAGAAUUGAUGGAGAAAGAUGCUUUUGAAGAGCUUAAGAAGUUGGCAUCUGGAUCUUUAAAUGAGAAAGCCAGUCAGGUGGAAGAGGCUAAACCAUUGAAGAGACCAACUCGAGUUGCUGAUGCUGACAAACGUCGAGGCUUUGUUGCUUAUGAGCGAGAGAGCAUCUCCUACCGGGAUCCUGCGGUUCGUAUGAAUGAUUGGGAAGAAGUAAUGGAAGAGUCAAAACCUGGUCCACUUCUCAAGACGCAGUCUGCCCGUUGUAUGGACUGUGGUACGCCUUUUUGCCAUCAGGAAAACUCUGGAUGUCCUCUUGGGAAUAAAAUACCUGAAUUCAAUGAGUUAGUAUACCAAAAUAGAUGGCGAGAAGCAUUAGAUCGGCUUCUAGAGACCAAUAAUUUUCCAGAGUUUACUGGCCGGGUGUGUCCUGCACCUUGUGAAGGUUCUUGUGUCCUUGGUAUCAUUGAGAAUCCUGUAUCAAUCAAAAGCGUUGAAUGCGCAAUUAUAGACAAGGCUUUUGAGGAGGGAUGGAUCGUGCCACGGCCUCCCUUAAGGAGAACUGGAAAAAGAGUUGCUAUCAUUGGAAGUGGCCCUGCUGGAUUGGCUGCUGCUGAUCAAUUGAACAGAAUGGGCCAUAGUGUAACUGUGUUUGAGCGUGCUGAUCGAAUUGGUGGACUUAUGAUGUAUGGGGUCCCUAACAUGAAGACUGACAAAGUUGAUGUUGUCCAAAGGAGGGUUAACCUUAUGGAAAAGGAAGGUGUGAAUUUUGUGGUCAAUGUUAAUGUAGGAAAAGAUCCUUUUUACUCAUUGGAUCGGCUUCGCGAGGAGAAUGAUGCUAUUGUUUUGGCGGUAGGAGCCACAAAACCCAGGGACCUCCCAGUUCCUGGGCGUGAACUCACUGGAGUCCAUUUUGCUAUGGAGUUUCUUCACGCCAAUACUAAAAGCUUGCUUGAUAGCAAUCAUCAGGAUGGUAAAUACAUCUCUGCAAAGGGCAAGAGGGUAGUGGUAAUUGGUGGAGGUGACACCGGCACAGAUUGUAUUGGGACAUCUAUCCGGCACGGUUGCAGUAGUGUUGUUAAUUUAGAGCUUCUCCCUGAGCCGCCACGAACCAGGGCUCCUGGCAACCCUUGGCCACAGUGGCCUCGCAUAUUCCGCAUAGAUUAUGGACACCAGGAAGCUGCUACCAAAUUUGGCAAAGACCCAAGGUCCUAUGAGAUAUUGACUAAGCGGUUUGUUGGAGAUGAGAAUGGGGUUGUGAAAGGAUUGGAAGUGGUCCACGUCCACUGGGAGAAGGAUGCUAGUGGGAAGUUUCAAUUUAAGGAAGUUGAGGGCUCUGAGGAGAUGAUUGAGGCUGAUCUAGUUCUUUUAGCAAUGGGUUUCCUUGGUCCUGAAUCGAUGGUAGGAGACAAACUGGGCUUGGAGAAAGACAAUAGAUCAAACUUCAAGGCCGAAUAUGGUCGCUUCUCGACGAAUGUGGAAGGGGUCUUCGCCGCAGGGGAUUGCCGCCGUGGCCAAUCUCUGGUGGUAUGGGCAAUCUCAGAAGGCCGGCAGGCUGCUUCUCAGGUCGACAACUAUCUCACAAGAGAUGAAAAAGACUUAAGUACCAGUCCCGGGCGACAAGACGACAGCGUUCAUAGGCAGCAAGACAGCAGCAAACUGACAGUAAUGACAUAGAAGACAUUGGUUUUACUUCCUCGUACAGGGUCAAAAGCAAGGUACUAAGAUGUUUAUACCAAGAUGAUUUUCUGGACUGAUUUUCUUGUUGAUGACCAAAAGGAGCUUCAUCACCAAGUUAUGAAUCAACAGGAGCUUUAUCAUCAAGCUAGAAAGGAUUCGAGAAGUCGCAGAGAGGGGGGUGGAAUUUGUGGGGUUGAGUGUUGGCCUUAGAAUUCUUUUUAGGUGUUGUUUUCUGUGUUAUCUUGUUUAUAAUUUUAAUUUUCCCUUUUUCUUUUGUCUGAAGGGUGGCUCUUGUGCGGGCUGAAAGGAAUAAUGUACAGUUUGUUUUUGUAUUUUUCAGUUGAAAUUAAUUUAUGUGGAUUUUCUUUGGGCAAUUGAGAAUCAUUCCAAUUUUAAGUUCUUUUGAGUUGGUGACUGUAAGAGCAUUUCUAAUCAUUAAUCAG
This is a messenger RNA of Ilex paraguariensis (yerba mate), 6470 nucleotides long. Lineage: Eukaryota; Viridiplantae; Streptophyta; Magnoliopsida; Aquifoliales; Aquifoliaceae. The record is from the annotation of a GenBank genome assembly.